UUACCUGAAACGAGACAUGAGCAGGAAAGUUGCAGGCCGGCGGCACCAAGUCGCGGAGGUGGCGGGAGGUAAUGGACAAACCCGCAGGCCCUCGGCCUCUCACGCACAGUCACUCUCGACGGAACAACAGAACAGCCAUAGUCACAAUCUUCAACUGAACUGCCGGUCAUGGUUCUUCAAUAUUUGUGAGCAACCACAUAACAGAGAGCUUUCAAAAUUCACUUGGACAAUGACAAUAAAACAGCCUACAAUAGAGCAGAGAGAGUCAAGAUGGUUGGUGGGCUGCCUGCUACAUGCUCCUCACUUACUAUGUGGACAACAUCCUGAAUCUGACCACCCUGAGAGGUUGUCUGACAUCUCCAAACCCUUAGAUUGGUGUCAGAAACCAAUCUAUGUACUCAGUACCCUGACUGACGAAGCCAUAGAGAACCCCAUCAUUCUGCUUCUAACUGUCAGCGCAGAGUGUUGCAUCACAUUAAAGCAGGAUCCACCAGCAGAAAGUGAGCUGUCAGAGCUGAUGGGAGGGACUGCUGGAGCUGGCGAGCUGACGUGUUUUCCUUGGUUGUGUAACUUUGGAAGUGACUCCUGUAUUUAAUGCCUGAGUGAGACCGUGCGGAGAACAACUUAUUCACACUCACUGACAGCAAGCCUCGCCUCCGGACCCUCCAUCGCCGAGGUCAGAACAUGAAAGGCUUGAACGGGACAGCCUUGAACCUGUACAGCUCAGGGCUACAAUUGCUGCUGCUGGCCGGGACCCUCGCACUGCAAGUGCCCCAGGCCCUGGGCUAUUUCAACGCCAAGGCAAUUGCUGGGAUGGCAGACCAGAUCAGAGGCACUUGGCUAAAGCUGAGACCUACAAUGCUCCGUCAGAACGUGCCCGGGAUCUUCGCCGUCUGUAACAUACAACCAAGCUCUGACCUGAGCGCCGAUCAGCCCGCUAUCAGCGGCACAAUCCUCUUCUACCAAAACGUCCCUGGUAGCAACCUGGAGGCAUAUUUCGACUUGCAAGGCUUCCCGCUGAAUGACUCGCAGUCCGAGCGAGCGAUCCACGUUCACCAGUUCGGGGACUUGAGCGGCGGCUGCGUGAGCACCGGACCCCACUUCAACCCGUUCGGCGUGGACCACCCGAACCACCCCGGGGACUUCGACAACUUCAAGGUGAGGAACGGCAGGAUCACCAAGUUUCUCACCAAAUCGAAGGCCGACCUGUACGGAAUUCACACCAUCGUGGGCCGCGGCGUGGUGGUCCAUGAGGGCAAAGAUGACUUGGGGCUCGGAGGGAACCCGGGAAGUCUCGAAAGUGGAAACUCCGGGAGAAGGCUGGCCUGCUGUACGAUUGGACUCAGCAAUGGAAACCUUUGGAAGCGAAUGGUGCGCAAAGAGUGGAGCAACUGAUCUGCGUUGGACCAGUUCGAUUUAUUCUCCAUGUCACCGUAAACAAAAUAGAAGCUGCAUUUGCAGCAACACACACAGCUUAACUUGAUACAUAUCAUUUCAUUUAAUCAGCAAACGCUAACAAUCUUAGUAAAUAGUGCUCACCUUCCCGAUGUAGGCACCACAGUAUAAUUGUCCUUUUAAUCCUACAACGCAUCCGGCAUCAUUUACAGCACAAAUAAUAAUUUUCACCUUUUAACCACGUGGCAUCGCUUGUCGGUGUUUUGUCCUAUACCGCGGUAAUGGGUAGACGGCAUGAUUAGAAGAAACAGCAAGCCAAGAUAUCUCGAGUUUCAGUUAUCGUUUAUUAUAAUUUCUGCCGUCACUUUCUACUAAGUUUAUUUGCUCUCUUCGUAACUUUCACGAGUUAUACCAAACGAAUCUGUAACGUAGAAGAGCCGAUACACUGAAAACAUGACGUUGGCAUCAUCCUCAAUUGGGCAGGACUGCCUUGAUUAAGUUUCAAGAAAUCGUUGAAACCGCACGGAGUUAUUCUGCGUCUCAGUUUGGAGGCUUGUUUGAUUAAAGAGUGUAUAUCAGAAAGUUACAUUCUAAGAUGCUUUUGAAGGACUCCGUCAGCCAUAUUUCAAACAUAACAGUUCAUAAGUCUUUCCCUAAUGUUUUUAGUUUAGAUGCUCAAGUGACAAAUGCUAGAGCAUACAAAUUUUAAUAAAUUGAUGAUCUUGCAACUUUACUUUGCUUAAUUCAUUUCGUUGCUACAAAAAUGUUGCAGAACUGUAGUAGAACAUUGAUCAGGAUGUUCUGACUUGUACAAAAAUAAAUUCUGGGAGGGCAAACUUUUACUUUUAUCUCAUUGAGUAACUAAAGCUGCUUUAGGGAAGUUUGCUGUGUGUACUUGCUUUUGCAAUGAGAGGUUAUCAGAGGCUGUUAUUGGAGUGCUGUUUAAAUGGAUGAUAGAGAACCUUC
Messenger RNA from Stegostoma tigrinum, 2361 nucleotides. Its product is annotated as extracellular superoxide dismutase [Cu-Zn]-like. The transcript has 5 exons. Gene Ontology annotation, biological process: removal of superoxide radicals. Bases 685 to 1395 code for a protein of 236 amino acids. The record is from RefSeq and is a predicted model, not a curated record. NCBI's taxonomy places the organism in Eukaryota, Metazoa, Chordata, Chondrichthyes, Orectolobiformes, Stegostomatidae. Gene Ontology annotation, molecular function: superoxide dismutase activity; copper ion binding.